AUGGGCGGCUCUGUGAAUCCUAAGACUGGCCACUACAUCGGCAACUGGGGAGAGUUCGGUUGCCCUACCCCCCAGCGCAUCGCUACCUACUCUCUGUCCCCUAACCGUCAGCGUCCCUUCGCCGGUGCCGCCAACGCUGCCAUCUUCAACACCUUCCGUCGCUUCCGUCACCAGGUCCUCUACGUUGUGCCCCCCUUCAUUGUCGCCUACGCCACCAUGAACUGGGCCAUUGAGCGCAACGAGUUCCUGAACUCCAAGCCCGGCCGCCUUCUCGAGGGUGGUGAGGCAGAGUAA
Messenger RNA from Penicillium paradoxum, 294 nucleotides. Its product is annotated as ubiquinol--cytochrome-c reductase subunit 8. The record is from RefSeq and is a predicted model, not a curated record. The coding region runs from base 1 to 294 and encodes 97 amino acids. Gene Ontology annotation, biological process: mitochondrial electron transport, ubiquinol to cytochrome c. The transcript has 4 exons. NCBI's taxonomy places the organism in Eukaryota, Fungi, Ascomycota, Eurotiomycetes, Eurotiales, Aspergillaceae.